AUGGCUUCUUCUUCUUCUAGCUAUUCCAACCCUCCAUGUGCAGCCUGCAAAUUCUUGAGAAGAAAAUGCCUGCCAGGUUGCAUAUUUGCUCCAUAUUUUCCUCCUGAGGAACCCCAAAAAUUUGCCAAUGUACACAAAAUAUUUGGUGCAAGCAAUGUAAGUAAACUGCUCAAUGAAAUCCUUCCUCAUCAAAGAGAAGAUGCAGUGAAUUCUCUUGCUUAUGAAGCCGAGGCCCGGUUAAAAGAUCCUGUAUACGGCUGUGUUGGAGCAAUAUCUGUUCUUCAAAGGCAAGUUCUUCAUCUUCAAAAGGAAUUGGAUGCUACAAAUGCUGAUCUAAUGCGAUAUACGGGUAGUGAUACCUCGUAUCCGGGAACAGGCUUUCUGAAUCAGAUGACUGCACAGUUUGGGAGAAUGGGUCGAGGAGGAGGUUCUUUUGAUCCGAAUUCUGGUUACCCCAUCACAUAUCCUUCUCAAUGGAAUAAUGAUUCUAACAGCCCUGAAAAUGGUGGAAAUGGUAGCAUGUAA
This is a messenger RNA of Fraxinus pennsylvanica, 525 nucleotides long. The record is from the annotation of a GenBank genome assembly. Lineage: Eukaryota; Viridiplantae; Streptophyta; Magnoliopsida; Lamiales; Oleaceae.